Molecule: messenger RNA, 2977 nt
Organism: Anolis carolinensis (green anole)
Lineage: Eukaryota; Metazoa; Chordata; Lepidosauria; Squamata; Anolidae
Gene: dao
Product: D-amino acid oxidase
Exons: 11
Coding region: 194-1228 (344 amino acids)
Biological process (GO): D-serine catabolic process; L-proline catabolic process; D-alanine catabolic process
Cellular component (GO): cytoplasm
Molecular function (GO): FAD binding; D-amino-acid oxidase activity
Source: RefSeq, a predicted model, not a curated record
UAUUGUAGUUACUAUUAUUGCACAAUGCCAGGAAUUGUGCCAGUUGUGCUCCGCCCUGUCUUGUGGAAUUUGGACCUGGCUCGCUUUCUUUCCCAACUUGCAAAGUCCAAAGAGCGGGAGACUCGUUCACGGAUUUCAAGAUUCCUUCUAGGUUAGGAAGAGGAGCUCUUUCGCACCCCGUCCAGGUCCCGUCAUGCGUGUCGCUGUGGUUGGGGCGGGGGUCAUAGGCCUGUCCACGGCCCUCUGCAUCCACGAACAACACCAUUCGACCGGUCUGGAAGUGGAGGUCUACGCCGACACCUUCACCCCGCACACCACCAGCGACGGAGCGGCCGGACUCUGGCAGCCCUACGUGGACGACCACGGAAAUGCCCAAGAGACUUUCUGGAACAAAGAGACCUUUGACUAUCUGCUCCAGCAUCUCAACUCGCCCGAAGCCAAAGAGAUGGGCUUGUUUCUCAUCUCGGGAUACAAUCUCUUCACAGAGCCCGUUCCAGACCCCUCGUGGAAGGACACCGUCUUGGGAUUCCGGCACUUGUCCCCGAAGGAGCUGGAACUCUUUCCCGGCUACAGCUACGGGUGGUUCAACACAGCCCUGAUCCUGGAAGGUAAAAGCUACUUACCGUGGCUUACGAACAGGCUGAAGCUGCGGGGCGUCAAGUUCUUUCACCGGAAAAUCCAGUCCUUCCAGGAGUUGACAGCUCAAGGCGUCAACGUCAUUGUCAACUGCACGGGGAUUCGGGCCGGAGAACUGCAGCCGGAUCCUGAGCUGUGCCCGGGCCGCGGGCAGAUCAUCAAGGUGGAGGCCCCCUGGGUCAAGCAUUUCGUCAUCACCCAUCGGGAAUCCGAAAUCUACACAACCCCAUAUGUCAUCCCUGGGAGCAAGACGGUGACCUUGGGCGGCAUCUUCCAGCUGGGGAACUGGAGCCGAGACAACAGCCCAUCGGACCGUCAAUACAUCUGGCGGAGCUGCUGCGAGCUCAUGCCCAGCCUCCAGAAAGCCAAGAUCCUCGACGAAUGGACCGGGUUCCGCCCGGUGCGGACGAAGGUUCGCUUGGAGCGUGAGACGGUCCGCCACGGAACAUCAACAUCCGAGGUGAUCCACAACUACGGCCACGGAGGCUUCGGUCUCACCAUCCACUGGGGCUGUGCCGUGGAGGCCGCCCGCUUGUUUGGGAACAUCCUUGACGGCAAGACGGCGGACAAACCGUCCCGAUCCAACCUCUGAGGUUCUUUGUGGCACCCCCAACAUUUUGGUACAUGCUUCUAGGGUCCGCUAUAGUACACAUAUAGUGGGUUGUUGUGCGUUUUUCGGGAGGUAUAGCCAUUCCUAACGUUUCACCUGCAUCUGUGGCUAACGGCAUCGAGAGGUCUGUGGGAAGUGAGUGUAGAGAUGUGUUGUCGAAGGCUUCCAUGGCCGGAAUGACUGGGUUGCUGUGAGUUUUUCAGGCUGUAUGGCCAUGUUUUAGAAGCAGUGUCCAAUAAAUAUAAUCUCUCUCUAUAAAAACUAGCUUUGCCCAGCCACGCGUUGCUGUGGCUUAUGGGAAUUCUUUGUUGGCCAAGCGGAAUAGCAGUGAAUAGCCUUGCAGUUUCAAAGCCUGGCCGUUUUCUGGAGUAGAUGGAGCUUUUGGAUGUAUGAACGUAGAGGCAUGGAUGAGGGGUUGUGCAGCCAGGUUUAGUGAUUCUGGGAUGUGUAGUUUUGUUGUUUUGUCCUAGGCCGAAAUUUCAUUACCCUUUUAUAUAUAUAGAUGUAACGUAUGUUUGUAGGACUGACUAGACAACAAAACUACUGAACCAAAUCAUACCAAAUUUGGCCACAAAAAACAGAGUCAUUCAGUCAUUUGUGUAAAUCAGUGGUUCUCUUUAGAAGGCCAGAUGUUUUGGCCUUCUAAUAAUCCUAACAACUGGUAAAAUCACUGGGAUUUCCGGGAGUUGUAGGCCAAAAUACCUGGGGAGAGACCCAGGUAUUUACUACGCAUGUCUAAGAAUUACAUUACUCAGUACAAUUCCAUUCGGGUUGUAUACAGCCCAAAAGACUCACAGCAACCCAGUGAUUCCGGCCAUGAAAGCCUUCGAUAAUACAAUUCCAUUGUUUGUUAGCCUACUGCGCAUGCUUGUAAAAUAUUAUAAUUGGAAGCAUAUUCCAACAAGAAGGUGUGGCAGUUCAGUUUUUCAGCGGACACUAGACAUGUCCAAAAAAUCGUUUUGAAUCGUAUAUCGGAAUUAUUUCGGAUUGUUCUCGCUUUUUGAUACGCAUUCCGAGACAUUGUCUCACAGCGCAAUCGGCAAUGUAAUUCGAACCAUGGCUGGCCCAUUCUCUAAUUGUCUUUUAAUGUUUCGUUAAUUUUUUUCCCCCAAAAUUCUUUUAAAUAUAUUUUUUAAUUUUUUUUUGUUUCCGCAACCUACCUAGAAUGGGAGCUUAGCGCAGCCUAACAUGGCUGCCGCUCCCCGGCCAAUCAGAAGCUUCCGCGAUGGACGCAAAGGUGGGGGCUAGGGUUGAUGAGGAUAGCUCAAGAAAUGAGGGCGGGAGAGCCCUGUAAAAGCCCCCCCCACCCCGGGUUCCUUUUUUUUUUUUUUGGCGAUUGCGCAUGCGCGUCCGCCGUUUUAGAAACAUUUAGAAUCAUUACGAAUUUUCGGAAAUAUCCGAAAUUUUUGGGUGAAAAAAUCGGAAAUACUUUCUAUAUCAAAGCGCCAGCGCCCCCUACUUUAGAAACGAGAAUUGAAACAUUUUUUUCAUCGAUUGGACAGGCCUAUUACUCAGGACAAUUCCAUUCAGGUUGUAUACAGCCCAAAAGACUCACAGAAACCCAGUGAUUCCGGCCAUGAAAGUCUUUGACAAUACAAUUCCAUUGUUUGUUAGCCUACUGCGCAUGCUUGUAAAAUACUAUAAUUGAAAGCCUAUUUCAACAAGAAGGUGUGGCCGUUGUUUUUCAGCUGACACUACUAUUUUGCCAAUAAUAAAGUGUUGACAUCCAAA